AAAUUGGGUAUUCCUCAAAAGUGUCUCUCAGUUUCGUCUUGCUUAGUGGUCUCUAGGUCAAGCCAAGUAGCCACUUCGAGAGAGAGAACGAUGGCGAGAGAUAUGGAUGCGGUGGAGAUAGUGGAUGUGGACGAGGAGGAGGAGGAGGAUGAGGAGGAGAAGGAGUGCGAGGACUGGUGCUUCGUCUGCAAAGAUGGUGGAAGCCUAAUGCUCUGUGACUACAAGGACUGUCCUAAAGUUUAUCAUGCCAGCUGCGUUGAAAAGGAAAAGGAUGUAAUGAACGGAGACUCGUUGAUCUGUAUGUGGCACACUUGCUACGUGUGUCGCAAGAGACCAAAGCUAUGCUGUUUUUGUUGCCCAAAUGCUGUGUGUGAAGGCUGUGUUACUUAUUCUGAGUUCAUUCACCUUAAAGAGGAUAAAGGAUUAUGUAAUCUAUGCCAGGAGUAUGUCUUUGCUUUAGAAGAGAUUCGAGAAUAUGAUGCUGCUGGGGAUAAGAUUGACUUGUCAGAUCGGAAUACAUGGGAGUGUCUAUUUCUUGAGUAUUGGGAAUUAGUGAAAAACCAAGAAGAUAUAACUUUUGACGAUGUCCGCGCUAUAAAGUCAAAGUCACGAAGGAAAGGUGUUAAGGUAAGGUACAAGGAUGAUCCCACGGUUGAGCUCGAGGAUGUCCACUCUUCAAAGUCACGAAAGAAAGGCAUCAAGCUUAAGGACAAAGAUGAUCCAAGAAUUUCAUUAACUCACCAUGCGGUUGAGGAUGCAGAAGGUUAUAAAACGAGGGGCAAAACAAAGAGAAUGGAGUUUAUCAGAUGGGGUUCAAAGCGCCUUAUUGAUUUCCUAACAUCCAUAGGGGAAGAUACCAGAGACGCUAUGUCACAAGACAUUGUGGAGUCAGUUAUCCGCAGAUACAUUAAUCAGAAUAACCUGCUCGACCAUGAAAAGAAGAAGAAAGUUCGUUGUGAUGAGAAGCUGUAUUCUAUCUUCAGGAAGAAGUAUGUGAAUCGAAAGAGGAUUCAUACACUUUUAAAUCGUCACUUCAAAGAGAAUCUUGAGCAGUUGGAGUAUAUCACACGUUUGGAAUGUGGCUUCAGUGAAAAGAAUGAAACAGUUUUAGUGCCUUGCAAGAAGCAGAAAACAGAAAGGUCAGAUGAGGAAAUUUGUGAAAAAGAAGUAAAACCUGAAAUGCGGUCAACUGGUUUGGCCACCAUCAAUGCAGAUAAUAUACAGCGUGUGUAUCUACGGAAGAGCUUAGUCGUAGAGUUAUUGAAGCAGAAUGAGAAGUUUGAGGACAAAGUGGUGGGAAGCUUUGUGAAAGUAAAGAAUGACCCUAGGGACCGUGUGGCGUACCAGAUCUUGCAGGUUACAGGCAUUAAAACUGCUGAUGACCAGGGGAUCUUUCUUUAUGUUGCUGGCAUGGAAUGUGAUGUUAGCAUUUCCAAGUUGGAAGAUUCUGACAUAAGCAAGGAGGAGAUUGAAAAUUUGAAGCAAAAAGUGAUGAAAGGCCUCCUGAGACAGCCAACUGUUGUUGAAAUGGAGCAGAAGGCUAAGGCUCUCCAUGAGGAUAUAACAAAACAUUGGAUUGCAAGGCAGCUUAUCAUUCUGCAGAAACGCAUCAACUAUGCUAAUGAGAAAGGAUGGAGAAAAGAAUUAGAUGAGUAUUUAGAGCAGAGAGAACUUCUCCAAAAACCUCUAGAGCAGGAGAGGUUAUUAAGAGGAACACCAAGGAUCAUCGAAGAACUCAUCGAGAUUGAACAAGAACAAGCUGCAUCCUCAGAUAGCAGCAAACAAGGGAAUAUCAGCGGUCUGUCUCAGGAGACGGCGAUAGAUAUCGACUGAGUGACCAAGAUUCUGCAGGAUCUUCAAGAGGAAGACGAUUGUUUUUUCUUGUACAUAUGUUUUUGUUCGGCGGAUAGGAAAUGAUAAUGGAAGUUAUAUCUUUCCAUUAGAACUUAAGAAACUUGGCUAAUACCUAAAAAGCUCUUCUUUUGGUGAUGACAGGCUUUUGGAUGAUGGUCUCAUGUAUGUAAUAUGCUAGUGACAUGGCAUGCUUCAUUUCCAUGUAUCUUGCUAGUGACAUGUCCUGCUAUCUAGUGUUGCUGAAUUUAAGUCCAAA
Eutrema salsugineum is the source of this 2110-nucleotide messenger RNA. RefSeq lists its product as uncharacterized. The record is from RefSeq and is a predicted model, not a curated record. The transcript has 9 exons. Gene Ontology annotation, molecular function: DNA binding. The coding region runs from base 91 to 1833 and encodes 580 amino acids. NCBI's taxonomy places the organism in Eukaryota, Viridiplantae, Streptophyta, Magnoliopsida, Brassicales, Brassicaceae.